Didymodactylos carnosus is the source of this 2574-nucleotide messenger RNA. The record is from the annotation of a GenBank genome assembly. NCBI's taxonomy places the organism in Eukaryota, Metazoa, Rotifera, Eurotatoria, Philodinida, Philodinidae.
CUGGACUGCUCUCCGAAUGUUGGACUAAUUCAGAACCUUCUAGAUCUCUGUAUUUGACUUUACGAAUAUGCUCAGAUAUACGUCGUUCAUAUGAACAUGUUUCUCCAACAUAGAUAUCCCCACAUUCGCACGGUAUCCCAUAAAAAAUAGAUCUCAAAACAAAAUGAGCCAUUUUGUAAAGAAUUCAAUUAUCUGUUCACUGGUAUGUUUUUAAAAUUUUUUGAACAAAAUGUCUGAGUCAGAAAAUUGAAAUUAAAAUCUUUAUAUAGAAAAUUAAUUUUUUCUCCAAAACAUAAGUCAGAUUCGUGAUCAGCAUGAAAAUUUGCGUCUAGUGGUGUGCCCCUAUCGAUUUUCUAAUGAAAAAAGCUCAAAAAAAACUUGAUCAAAGAAGUAUCACAUUAUGUGGACAAGCCGAUCAGUGCCAGAAAAUGUUUCAAGUUUCGCACCAGUGUACACCCGUGCCAAACAAAGAAUAUCACUCCACACUGAUGCGCACCAGUACCGUACAAUUAUCGAUAAAAACUUUUUUUUAGUGUUUUCUUUCGUAUGACAAGAAUGAAGUCCUAUCUAAUCCCAAAACAGAAAACCAAAGCACUCUCUUUUGUUUUCGGAUACAAAUGGACUUAACAGCACAAUCUCCUUUGCAUUUACGCGGUUAAUAUUUUUCAAUCAAUGAAACUUCAUCUUGUGUCUCUAUCAAGGAUUGUGUAGAAUGAAUGAAUUGUGAAAGAAUGAAUCAUCUAUUCUCCUCCAGCAUUCAACCAAUAAGCUUCGAGGAUAAGCUAGCGGAGAGCUCUCCUCUACCUUCUCUUCUAACUUAUCUUAACCCAUCAGCAUACGGAAGGGCUAGCGCUUCUUUAAACAAAGAUAGCUGUGUUGGAUUAAAUAGCGGGAAGUAUAUUACGGACUGUCCAACCUCGAGACGACUAAUCAUAUUAACAGUAAUACAGAAGUAUCGGAGCGGAAAUCUCGACGGAAUUAAGAUAAAAUGUCUUACUAACGACCCAAAAAAACAAACCACAAUCCUUUUCGCAGACGUUAGCUGUCGCUUUAAAUCACUAAGGGCACACAAUACAAAAGAGACCGGUAAGAGUUACAGGAUACUUAUGAUCAUCUAUCAGAAAAACGCUCUGUCCUCAGGGAUACAUGAAGGAUCACUAAAAAGCAUUCUUCCUUGUCAUGCUCUAAUUCUAGACCCCUUUAUCUCUUAUUUAGAAUCCCAUUAUUGCACACUAGUGUUGCCUAGAACGGCAGCCAGGUCUUUGCGGCAAAUUCUUCAUUUAACAAAAGUAUCCGAUUUGCGGCAAAUGCAAACUUUCCAAUACUCGGUUGUGCAUAACCUUUUGCUAGAGGGUUAGCAUCAUGAUUUCAAGUUGAAUACCUUUUUAAAAGUAAUUACAUAUUCUGAAAGUCUGUGAAAUUUUCUAUCACUCUGUAUAAUUAGGUUUCAGUUUAAACCUAUUAAUCACCAAAAUAAAUUGAGUGCAAUGAAGGCACCCUCAUCACCAGAUUCCCGAGAACAUGAUUUUCUUAUUGUCAUCAAAAUUAGUUUUUUAAGUUUUCUAUCACUAUAGAAUGACCUUUUUGAAAAAGCAAUUAUAGAUUCUGAUAGAGCUUGAAAUUCUCUAUGUUCCUGUAUAUUUGUUAACUAUCUUGCAUCUAUAUCAUGUUCUUGAGAAUCUGAUGAUGAGGGUGCCUUAAUUGCACUCAAUUUAUUUUGGUGAUUAAUAGGUUUAAACUGAAACCUAAUUAUACAGAGUGAUAGAAAAUUUCACAGACUUUCAGAAUAUGUAAUUACUUUUAAAAAAGUGUAUCUUUAUAGUAGAAAUAUGUUCAAAAUACCGAGUUAAAUACGAUUUAAUUCUAUAUCAAAAUACCGGAUUUAAUUCUGUAUCUAAAUUUUAAAACUGUAACCUUAUCUAUCACAAUGAUGACUGUAGCCCUAGAUUCAGUUUUUUACGGCCAUUAAUUUGAUAUAAAAUUCAUUAGGUAUUCAACUUGAAAUCAUGAUGCUAACCCUUUAGCAAAAGAUUAUGCACAACCCGGUAUAUGUAAGUUACUCGAGCUGAUCGAAAAUACAUCAAACCAGUUUUUGUCCAACAAUAUUUUAUGAAAUAUUCAUUAUUCUCUAAAUAUUCUACAUAUUUUUUAAAUAGUGAAUCACAAUCUGAGUCAAAUCAUCUAUUUGAAUGGAUAAAAGAAGAAUAUCAACGAAAUGGUCGCAUUGAAUGUCUGAUGAAUCCAGCAAAAUUCUACUCAAUUGAACAGAGUUACAUUAAUUUAGCUAUCGUCGAAAUUAAAAAACAACAAGAAAAAGAAAAAGAACUUCGAGAUGCUUCCAAAGUUGAUGCUUCCAACGUAGAUGCGCUUAUGGGAAGUUUUGAAGAGAUUUAUGGCACAAAAACUAUCAUUGAUAUCAAAAACAUUUUUGAAACAUGCAAAAAUCAACAAAAUCAAGUGCUGGUGUUUGGACGUGCUGGAAUCGGCAAAUCGACAUUUUGUCGAUAUAUUGCUUAUCAAUGGGCGAUGGGUUCAUAUUGGACACAAUAUCAGUUAUUGGCUUUGAUUCCAUGA